Molecule: messenger RNA, 1421 nt
Organism: Hibiscus syriacus
Lineage: Eukaryota; Viridiplantae; Streptophyta; Magnoliopsida; Malvales; Malvaceae
Product: 2-methylene-furan-3-one reductase-like
Exons: 4
Coding region: 74-1237 (387 amino acids)
Molecular function (GO): zinc ion binding; oxidoreductase activity, acting on the CH-CH group of donors, NAD or NADP as acceptor
Source: RefSeq, a predicted model, not a curated record
UUAUUUGUUAGUGAUAUCGGGAGGAGGAGAUAAGCCGCUGUGUCCGACACUUGAAGGGCAUUGGAAAAGAAAAAUGAGAGCCACACUUCCGAAACCCCAUCUCCAGUUCUUCCCUUCUCCUCUGCCACUUUCUUUCAACAAACCUUCAUUAGCUUUCCCGGAAACCAGAAGGAAAUCACCGAGCACCACCUUUACCCCGAAGGGCACGUCAUCGCCUUCAUUCGGUCGUGUUCCACUACGGGUCAGUGCGAGUUCUCAAGCCGCUUCUGCAACUGAAACAGCCAAAUCGACGGCGGUGCCCAGCGAAAUGAAGGCUUGGAUAUAUGGGGAAUACGGUGGUGUCGAUGUUUUGAAGUUUGAUGAGAAAGUGGCCGUUCCAGAAGUGAAGGAAGAUCAGGUGCUGAUAAAAGUGGUCGCUGCUGCUCUUAACCCUGUUGAUGCAAAGCGGAGGCAGGGCAAGUUUAAGGCUACCGAUUCUCCUCUUCCGACUGUUCCAGGCUAUGAUGUUGCUGGUGUGGUGGUAAAGGUUGGGAGUCAAGUGAAGGAGCUGAAGGAAGGAGAUGAAGUGUACGGAAACAUAAAUGAGAAAGCAUUAGAAGGUCCUAAGCAGUUUGGUUCCCUUGCUGAGUACACUGCAGUUGAAGAGAAGCUGCUGGCAUUAAAGCCCAAAAAUCUCGAUUUCUCCCAAGCUGCUGGCCUUCCUCUUGCCAUUGAAACGGCCUACGAGGCUCUCGAGAGGACCGGCUUUUCUGCCGGUAAAUCAAUUCUUGUUCUGAAUGGUGCUGGUGGUGUUGGAAGCUUAGUGAUUCAGUUAGCAAAACAAGUAUUCGGUGCUUCGAAAGUUGCAGCUACUUCGAGUACCGGAAAACUGGAAUUGCUGAAGAGCUUAGGUGCCGACUUGGCUAUCGAUUACACAAAGGAGAACUUCGAAGAUUUCCCAGAAAAAUUCGAUGUAGUCAUUGAUGCCGUUGGACAAUGUGAUAAGGCAGUAAAGGCAGUAAAAGAAGGCGGUAGCGUCGCGGCCCUGACCGGCGCUGUUACACCACCUGGUUUCAGAUUUGUUGUUACUUCUAAUGGGGAGGUUCUCAAGAAACUAAAUCCGUAUUUAGAGAGCGGGAAAGUGAAGCCAGUUGUUGACCCCAAGGGGCCAUUCCCAUUCGCUCAAGUCGCCGAGGCUUUCGCAUACAUUGAAACAAAUCGAGCGACCGGAAAGGUAGUUAUACACCCAAUUCCAUAAACAAAACAGAGAAAGGGAAACAGCCAUUUUCUAUUGCCUGCUGCAAUUCCUGUCAAUAGUUAGAACCAAAUGCCAUCGUACGUAUGAAUUAUACGAAUUUGUAAUGAGAUUUUGCGUGCUACAUUUCGUAUGUUUCCGUUGUUGUUCGGUAGCUAUCAUUAACGUAUAUCGGUUUCAUGGUGAA